Trifolium pratense (red clover) is the source of this 381-nucleotide messenger RNA. Its product is annotated as phosphoribosylformylglycinamidine cyclo-ligase, chloroplastic/mitochondrial-like. Gene Ontology annotation, biological process: adenine biosynthetic process; 'de novo' IMP biosynthetic process. Gene Ontology annotation, molecular function: phosphoribosylformylglycinamidine cyclo-ligase activity; phosphoribosylamine-glycine ligase activity. Gene Ontology annotation, cellular component: cytosol. The record is from RefSeq and is a predicted model, not a curated record. The coding region runs from base 21 to 353 and encodes 110 amino acids. The transcript is spliced from 3 exons. NCBI's taxonomy places the organism in Eukaryota, Viridiplantae, Streptophyta, Magnoliopsida, Fabales, Fabaceae.
UCGUUCGAAGAAUAGCGAAGAUGGCGCCUGGGAUUGGAGGCUUUGGCGGUUUUUUCCCUUCAGAUGAUGGUUCGUACCUUGUUGCCAGUAUGGAUGGUGUUGGAACGAAGCUGAUGCUUGCACUCGAAACUGGCAUUCUUGACACAAUUGGGAUUGAUUUGGUUGCAAUGAGUGUCAAUGAUGUUGUCACUUCGGGGACAAAGCCUUUGGGUUUCCUUGAUUACUAUGCCACUGGCCACCUUGAUGUGGAUGUUGCUGAGAAGGUAAUGGAUGUGCAUCUGGUGUUAUGGUUUGAGCUCUGGUUUGGACAAAGGUUUGACACAGGCAGGCAAGGAAGGAGCCCUGACAUUUAACUCUCCUCGCAACAUGCACCUUUCACGG